AUGGAUUCUCUUGUUGAAGCAAACAGCAAAUUUUGUUUUGACCUUUUUCAAGAGAUAAGCAAAAAUCACGAGGAUAAAAACAUCUUUUUUUGUCCUCUGAGUGUUUCAGCUGCUCUCAGCAUGGUCCGCCUGGGGGCCAGACAUGGUAGUGCCCAACAGAUCGACAAGGUGCUGCACUUCAGUGAAUUUUCCCCGAAGGAAAGUGAGAAUCCAGAGCCGUGUAUGAGAAGCAAACCACGAGGAGAGACUGGGGACUCUGCGAAAGGGCAGGAAGAAACAAAAGGGUCUUCUGUGACUCAGUCAGAGUCUUCCAGAGACCAGAGUGAAGUGCUCAGCUGCUACUUCGGGCAACUUCUGUCCAAACUGGACAGGGUCCGAGCGGAUUACACCCUGAGUAUUGCCAACAGGUUGUAUGGAGAGCGGGAAUUCCCGGUACACCAGGAAUACUUGGACGGUGUGAUCCAGUUUUACCACACGACUUUUGAAAGCGUGGAUUUCCGCAAAGACACUGAAAAGUCCAGGCGAGAGAUUAACUUCUGGGUUGAAUCUCAGUCCCAAGGUAAAAUCAAGGAGCUCUUUAAUGAGGAUGCCAUUACUGAUUCCACGGUGCUGGUGCUGGUGAAUGCUGUUUAUUUCAAGGCCAAAUGGGAAAAAUACUUUGACUGUGAGAACACGGUGGAGGCCCCAUUUUUACUCAGUGAGAAUGAAAGUAAGUGUGUGAAGAUGAUGAACCAAAAGGGUCUCUUUAACAUCGGCUUCAUAGAGGAGCUGAAGGCUCAGGUCCUUGAAAUGAAAUACACCAAGGGAGGGCUCAGCAUGUUCAUCCUGCUGCCGGCGGCCUCGGAAGACAACCUGAAAGGCCUGAAAGAGCUUGAACAGAGCAUCACCUACGAGAAACUAAUGGCCUGGAGCAACUCAGAAAACCUGUCAGAGGAAAGAGUAGCUGUCUCCUUGCCCCAGUUCACCUUGGAAGACAGCUACGAUCUUAAUUCUAUUCUCCAGGACAUGGGGAUCACGGAUAUCUUUGAUGAAACGAAAGCGGAUCUUACUGGAAUCUCUCCAAAUCCCAAUUUUUACCUAUCGAAAGUUAUUCAUAAAACCUUUGUGGAGGUGGAUGAAAAUGGCUCAGAGGCAGCAGCAGCCAGUGGGGCCGUGGGCAUGGAAAAGUCCAGUCCCUCCUGGGUGACGUUUAAUGUCAAUCAUCCUUUUCUCUUUUUCAUCAGACACAAAAAAACCCAAACCAUUCUCUUCUAUGGCAGGGUUCUCUCUCCUUAA
This is a messenger RNA of Sorex fumeus (smoky shrew), 1275 nucleotides long. RefSeq names its product serpin family B member 12 (gene SERPINB12). Gene Ontology annotation, molecular function: serine-type endopeptidase inhibitor activity. The transcript has 7 exons. Lineage: Eukaryota; Metazoa; Chordata; Mammalia; Eulipotyphla; Soricidae. Gene Ontology annotation, biological process: negative regulation of endopeptidase activity. Bases 1 to 1275 code for a protein of 424 amino acids. The record is from RefSeq and is a predicted model, not a curated record.